Molecule: messenger RNA, 285 nt
Organism: Closterium sp. Yama58-4
Lineage: Eukaryota; Viridiplantae; Streptophyta; Zygnematophyceae; Desmidiales; Closteriaceae
Source: the annotation of a GenBank genome assembly
AUGAGCGGCAAGGGCAAGGGAGGCAAGAGUGGUGGGGGUGGCGGCGGGGGGGGUGGUGGUGGAGGCGGUGGAGGGGUGGAGGUGGCGGCGGUGGCGGUGGGAGUGGUGGCGGGAGUGGUGGAGUCGGUGGCGGCGGUGGCGGCGGUGCUGGAGGUGGUGGUGGUGGUCGCGGCGGCAGUGGGAGUGGUGGCGGCGGUAGUGGCGGCCGAGGGGGUGGUGGCGGCGGCGGUGGUGGUGAUCGGGCUGGAGCCGGUCACCGGCAGCAGCAGCAGCGUCAGGAGCUGA